This is a messenger RNA of Marmota monax (woodchuck), 1534 nucleotides long. RefSeq names its product surfactant protein B (gene Sftpb). Gene Ontology annotation, biological process: sphingolipid metabolic process. Gene Ontology annotation, cellular component: lysosome. NCBI's taxonomy places the organism in Eukaryota, Metazoa, Chordata, Mammalia, Rodentia, Sciuridae. The record is from RefSeq and is a predicted model, not a curated record. The transcript has 11 exons. Bases 73 to 1209 code for a protein of 378 amino acids.
UCCCACGCCCAUCCCCAGCCCUCUCCCCAGCUAUAAAAGCCCGCCCGAGCAGGGCGCCCUGCUGCAGGGGCCAUGGCCACGUCACGCCUGCUGCUGUGGAUGCUGCUGCCCACCCUCUGUGGCCCCAGCACUGCUGUGGAGACCACCUCAUCCCUGGCCUGUGCCCAGGGCCCCGAGUUCUGGUGUCAAAGCCUGGAGCAAGCACUGCAGUGCAAGGCCCUGGGACACUGCCUUCAGGAAGUCUGGGGACAUGCGGGAGCCGAUGACCUGUGCCAAGAGUGUGAGGACAUCAUCAACAUCCUCACAAAGAUGACCAAGGAGAACAUUUUCCAGAAAACCAUUCGGAAAUUCCUAGAGCGUGAGUGUGAUGUCCUCCCCUUGAAGCUGCUCGUGCCCCAGUGCCACCACGUGCUGGAUAACUACUUCCCCCUGGUCAUUGACUACUUCCAGAGCCAGACCACCCCAAAGGUCAUCUGCCAGCACCUGAGCCUGUGCCAGCACAGGCGGCCUGAGCAGGAGCCUAGGAUGCCAGAUCCUCCACCUGACCCUGUGCUGGACGCUCUGCCAGAUAAGCUGGCCCUCCCCGUGCUGCCAGGGGCCCUCCUGGACAGGCUUGGGCCUCAUACACAGGAGCUCUCCCAGCAGCAGUUCCCCAUCCCCCUGCCCUUCUGCUGGCUCUGCAGGACUCUGAUGAAGCGGGUGCAGACCAUGAUCCCCAAGGGAGUGCUGGCCGUGGCUGUGGCCCAGGUGUGCCAUGUGGUACCCCUGGUGGUGGGCGGCAUCUGCCAGUGCCUAGCCAAGCAGUACACCAUUCUCCUUCUGGACGCACUGCUGGGCCGCAUGCUGCCCCAGCUGGUCUGCGGCCUGGUCCUCCGGUGCUCCAGUGAAGAUGGCGCUGGCCCAGCCCUCCCUGCUCUGGGCUCCCUGUCCAACGAAUGGCUGCCGCCAGCCUCCCAGUGCCAGCUCUGCGUGUCCGUGACCACCCAGGCCUGGAACAGCAGUGAGCAGGCCACGCCACAGGCCAUGCGCCAGGCCUGCCUCCGCUCCUGGCUGGACAGGGAGAAGUGUGAGCAAUUUGUGGAGCAGCACAUGCCCCAGCUGCUGGCCCUGGCGCCUCGGGGCUGGGAUGCCCACACCACCUGCCAGGCCUUGGGGGUGUGUGCCACCACGUUCAGCCCCCUCCAGUGUCUCCAGAACCCCCUCUUCUGAGGACCCAGCCUCCAGUAAGGCCAGCAAGAACAGUGUCCUCUGGACAAGGUCUGCAGAGGCUGCUUCUGACCUUCACAGCACCAGAGCCAAGCCAGCUCCCACUGCUCAGGGCGGCGGAGGGGGAACAUUGCAGCUCCAGGACAGCUGAGCAACUGGGCCAGUCCACACUGACCCCCACGUGCUCAAGACCAGCGUCUUGUUUGCCAACAUUUCCAAGAAGUUCAAAAUUCAGAAUAAAAUGGGAUCAUAAUGUACUCUGAUAAACUCACAAAAUCCUUACAUUAGGCUUUUUAAAAAUAAAUCAGGAAACCCUUGGCUUGUGCAA